CAGGCACACUUUGGGGGUCCUUGUGUGUUUAGAGAUGGUGGAGACACGUGAAGAAUGAAAAUCACCCUCCGUAGAGUCUGUAUUUGUAUUGCUCUGAUUUAUUUGGCGUUUUCUGCGUAUGCAACGUAUAUCGUGUUUUUUAAAACGAAAGCGGUUAACCGAAUACAAAGGGUGACGAAGAAAGGCAAGGGGAGUGUACCACAGACUGCAGGACCAAACCAUUUGAAAGAUGUUCUGUCUGUAGAGGAUGGUGAAUGGAAUCCUUGGGAAGAAGAUGAAAAGAAAAGCACACUUUCUCCAAAAGAUCAAAAUGUCAUCCUCAAAAAUAUAAAAGAUUAUCCCUCUGAAAAAAAAGAACAAUAUUUCAAAGUCCAGAUAUGGGGCAAGGCUGCAAUUGGACUUUAUCUCUGGGAACAUAUUUUGGAAGGUCAACUAAAUCCAUCUGACCCAACAGCACAGUGGAGGAUAGGGAAUCUUCAUUUAGGAAAGAUACAUUUCAGCUUUUACACAGGUCCUUCUGUGGUUCCAAAAUAUUUACCUUUGGAUAGUACAUUUGUUGUGCUUGUGUUAAAUGGAAGAGAGGAGCAGAAGAUCUCAUAUGCCAUCCAGUGGCUACAGCAUGUAAAAUCAUUAGUACAGACCCGUAAAAUUCUUCAUGUAGCAGUGGUGCUCCUAGGCAGUGAGCAAUGUAACAAUGACUGGAUUCGUGUCUACCUUCGACAGAAUGGUGGAUUUAUUGACUUGCUAUUCCUGGUUUAUGACAGUCCUUGGGUGAAUGGAAGGGAUAUAUUCCAGUGGCCACUGGGAGUGGCAACAUACAGAGGAUUUCCUAUUGUCUCUCCAGAUAAUCUUUUAUUGAAUUCAGAAAGACCUUAUUUAUGUAAUUUUUUGGGCACAAUCUACAAGAACUCUUCAAGAGAAACUUUACUGAGUGUUAUGAGGGAGAAACAGCUUGAGAAGCACUGCAUUAUAGCUGCAAGAGAAGAGUGGCUUCCUCAGGAGACCAGUGAGAGCUUAAAAAGAUAUCAGAAUUCCUUGAUGAACAGUGACCUUACAUUAUGUCCAGUUGGGAUAAAUACAGAAAGCUACAGAAUUUAUGAGGCUUGCUCGUGUGGAUCUGUUCCUGUUGUAGAAGAUAUCAUGACCCCUGGAAAUUGCGGAAAUUCAGCUCUAAACCAAAAUCCUCCACUGCAGUUACUAAAGUUAAUGAAAGCACCAUUCAUUUUUCUUAAAGAUUGGAGAACACUCCCUGAGGUGUUUGAAAAAGAGAAAAAGAUGAGUUUACAAGCAAAAAAUAUCAGAAGGAAGAAGCUUGUAGAAUGGUACAAUAAUUUCAAACACAAUCUAAAGGAACUUUUUACUGAGAAACUUGAACAGACUGUUUUCUUGAAGGAUUCAAGGUGAUCUUUGUAGAGUAAGGACACAAUCAAGAAUUUAAUAAUUGGGUAUAUUAAAUUACUGCUGAAAUCUUUCUGUGAGAAAAUGCAUAUAUUUUUUCUUUUCCUUUGAGUCUUGUAGUACUGUCAGAUUCAACGGUUUCUGCUAAACAUCAUGUACAAGAAAAGUCUUAUAGACAGGUUAUCAGGGGUUUGUCAGUAUUUUCUUUUUAUAAGGCAUAAGUCAACUUUUUAACUUGCAAGGAAGGCAUUUUAAGUUGUGUUACCACUAAUGAACAAUGACCUACCAGUAUUAUAUACACUGGGGUAUAACUGUGUAAAUUUCAACUUAGAAUUAUAUAUUUGUAUUAAAGUUAGUUUAAUACUA
This is a messenger RNA of Polypterus senegalus (gray bichir), 1764 nucleotides long. It is a transcript of the gene rxylt1, whose product is annotated as ribitol xylosyltransferase 1. Gene Ontology annotation, molecular function: ribitol beta-1,4-xylosyltransferase activity. The record is from RefSeq and is a predicted model, not a curated record. Gene Ontology annotation, biological process: protein O-linked glycosylation via mannose. NCBI's taxonomy places the organism in Eukaryota, Metazoa, Chordata, Cladistia, Polypteriformes, Polypteridae. Gene Ontology annotation, cellular component: Golgi apparatus. The transcript is spliced from 6 exons. Bases 55 to 1404 code for a protein of 449 amino acids.